AUGUUGAAAACAGAGCCUAUCGUCACCGAGGUGCCGGUUGCCCCUGCCCAGCAGCCAUCCCCAGACUCCCCAACAACCAACACCCGACACAGCAAUCAUAUUAUCUUGACCACAUAUCCAGGCCAGAGCGGCAUUGAGCCGGUCCCUCUUGAGUGGGGUGCCGCCGAUGCCAAAUCCCGCGGGCCGAUAGUUGUAUCGCGCAGUGGGAACCUCCUCAAGCGCCGCAAUGCCAUCGGAGCCCACGGCGGCAGCUACAGCAUCUACAAUGCUCUCGCAAUUGCCGCAGGCGACUUGGAUGCGAAUUUCCGACCGGACUUCCGCAACUCCGAGCCCACCUUCAACUUCCCUUGGCAGGCUGCGUGGGCGGAUAAGACCAAGAUCGUCUCUAUGGAUCCUUAUGGCCAUGACAUUGUCAACCAGUUCAAGGAGGAGCUGGAUGCGGGUUGGGAUAUUCGUCCCACCAUGGCCGUCACUCGUGCUAACAUGAAGCUCGCGGAGAUUGCUGAUGACGUCAAAAACGGUCUGCUUGACGUCGAUGGGUCGAUUCUUGUGGACUCUUCGGGCGAGGUUCGUGUAACCAAGGUUGCUGCCGAGCCGGUUUGGUAUCUGCCAGGGGUUGCCGAGCGCUUCGGCGUGGAUGAGGGCACUCUCCGUCGGACUUUGUUCGAGCACACUGGUGGAAGCUAUCCGGAGCUCAUCACUCGGCCCGAUCUUAAGACUUUCUUGCCGCCCAUUGGAGGCCUUACCGUGUAUAUCUUCGGACCUCCAGAGCGUAUUUCAGACCCGAAUGUCAAGCUGGCCCUCCGAGUUCACGAUGAGUGUAACGGCAGUGAUGUCUUCCAGUCGGACAUUUGCACUUGUCGACCAUACUUGGCCUUCGGUAUUCGGGAAGCCAUUCGCGAGGCUCAGAAUGGAGGCAGUGGUGUCGUGAUCUAUUUCCGCAAGGAAGGUCGAGCCCUGGGAGAGGUGAUCAAGUACCUGGUAUACAAUGCGCGCAAGCGUGGAGGUGAUACUGCCGAUAAAUAUUUCACUCGGACAGAGAACAUCGCCGGAGUCCGAGAUAUGCGAUUCCAAGCACUCAUGCCCGACAUCCUGCACUGGCUUGGUAUAACGAAGAUCGACCGCAUGCUGUCAAUGUCUAAUAUGAAGCACGAUGCGAUCGUCAACAGCGGAAUCGAGAUUGUCGAGCGUAUCCCCAUCCCCGACGAGAUGAUUCCUAGCGACUCGCGGGUUGAGAUUGAUGCUAAGAUCCAAUCGGGAUACUUCACCACUGGUAAGCAGCUCACAGACGCAGAGCUGGCUCAAGUCAAAGGACGUGGUUGGGAGAAGUGGGAGGACAUUGCUGUAAGUCGGAAACGAGUUCCCAUGUAA
This is a messenger RNA of Penicillium soppii, 1371 nucleotides long. RefSeq names its product putative GTP cyclohydrolase II. NCBI's taxonomy places the organism in Eukaryota, Fungi, Ascomycota, Eurotiomycetes, Eurotiales, Aspergillaceae. The record is from RefSeq and is a predicted model, not a curated record. The transcript has 3 exons. Gene Ontology annotation, biological process: riboflavin biosynthetic process. Gene Ontology annotation, molecular function: GTP cyclohydrolase II activity. The coding region runs from base 1 to 1371 and encodes 456 amino acids.